ACUUGUUGGACGGUUUAGUUGGUGGUCAACCAUCGAGAAAUCAUCAAGUUGGUGACAAUUAUUAUACCAAUAUAAAAUACCGUUUUUAAUUUUGGUUUGUUUAUUUUGGUUUCGUUGUUUUUUUCGACUUACAAAUGUGCAAAUAGUGAAAAUAAAAAAAAAUGUUGACAAUGAAAUAUAUAUUAUUAUUUUUUUUAAUAAAUAUAAAAUAUAUAUUUGCUGUUAUUGAUGAUAUUGAUGAUAUUGAUGACACCAUUGUUGUUGAAGCUGAAAUUUUACCAAAUAUUCGUGAUGAACGCGCAAUACCAUGGGCUGAAAAUUCAAAACCAAGUGGUUUUUGUUUAACAUCAAAAGGUGAAAAAGGUAAUUGUACAACAUUUAAACAAUGCUAUCCAUAUUUUAAAACACCAGAUCUUAGUGAUCUUGAUGGUUGGGUACUUGGUUUUUCAAGUACAUGUAGUUACACUGGUAACAAUGGAUUAGCAUUUGGUAUUUGUUGUCCAUCAGUAUCAUCAUCAUCAUCAAAACCAAUUGAAGAUCCAGUAAUUAUUGUUGAAGAACCACAGGAACCUGAAGAAUCAAAUAAAAAAGAAAUAAUUGGAAUAUCACAACAAGCAGUUGGACCUGGUUCUUGGCCACCACCAUUACCAACACAUUCACCAGAUAAUACAAUACCACCUCUACCAACACAUGCACCAUUUUCAACAAAACCACCAACUUUUAUAACAUCAAAACCAAUAACAAUAAUAUCAACAACAACAAAAAAAACAACAUCACCAACAACAACAUCAACAACAACUAAAAGACCAAUUUCAACAACUUGGCCAACUAAAAAACCUGGUUGGUGGCCUGGUGCAACAACACCAAAACCAGUAUAUACAAGUACAACAACAUCAUCAUUAUCAUCAUCAAUUGAUAUAUCUGAAUGUGGAGCUAAAAAUGGUGAUCAAGAUCAAGAAAGAAUUGUCGGUGGACAAAAUGCUGAUCCAGGUGAAUGGCCAUGGAUUGCUGCAUUAUUUAAUGCUGGUAGACAAGUAUGUGGUGGUUCACUUAUUGAUAAUGUACAUAUUUUAACAGCUGCUCAUUGUGUUGCACAUAUGAAUUCUUGGGAUGUUGCAAGACUUACUGUUCGUCUUGGUGAUUAUAAUAUCAAGACAAAUAAUGAAGUUGUACAUAUUGAAAAACGUGUUAGACGAGUUGUUAGACAUAAAGGUUUUGAUGUUAGAACACUUUAUAAUGAUGUUGCUGUAUUGACACUAAGUGAACCAGUACAAUUUACUGAACGUGUACGACCAAUAUGUUUACCAGCUGGUUCACAAUUGUAUCAUGGAAAGGUGGCAACAGUUAUUGGCUGGGGUUCAUUACGAGAGAGUGGACCUCAACCAGCAAUACUUCAAGAAGUUGCUAUACCAGUAUGGACAAAUUCUGAAUGUAAAGAAAAAUAUGGUACAGCUGCACCUGGUGGAAUUGUUGAUAGUUUUCUUUGUGCUGGAAGAGCAGCAAAAGAUUCAUGCUCAGGUGAUAGUGGUGGACCAUUGAUGGUCAAUGAUGGAAGAUGGACACAAGUUGGUAUUGUUAGUUGGGGAAUUGGUUGUGGUAAAGGUCAAUAUCCAGGUGUAUACACAAGAGUUACUCAUUUUAUUCCAUGGAUUUCAAAAAAUCUUAGAUAAACUACCGACCGUAGUUAAUAAUAUAAUGUAUGUAAAACAAAAAAAAAUCAUUAUUAUAUUAUUAUUUUAAUUAAUAAUAAUAAUUACAUUUAAAG
This is a messenger RNA of Aphidius gifuensis, 1765 nucleotides long. Its product is annotated as clotting factor B-like. Gene Ontology annotation, molecular function: serine-type endopeptidase activity. Lineage: Eukaryota; Metazoa; Arthropoda; Insecta; Hymenoptera; Braconidae. The record is from RefSeq and is a predicted model, not a curated record. The coding region runs from base 162 to 1670 and encodes 502 amino acids. The transcript has 3 exons. Gene Ontology annotation, biological process: proteolysis.